Molecule: messenger RNA, 4714 nt
Organism: Pieris rapae (cabbage white)
Lineage: Eukaryota; Metazoa; Arthropoda; Insecta; Lepidoptera; Pieridae
Gene: ace2
Product: acetylcholinesterase
Exons: 7
Coding region: 268-2184 (638 amino acids)
Biological process (GO): choline metabolic process; acetylcholine catabolic process in synaptic cleft
Cellular component (GO): plasma membrane
Molecular function (GO): acetylcholinesterase activity
Source: RefSeq, a predicted model, not a curated record
CAGACACUUGCUGUAGUCACAUCGUGUUUGUCGCUGAUUUCCUGAUACUCAUAAAACAUUACAAACGCGAGUGACUGUGAAAAACGACUCAAGUUUUGCUUCAAGGUCACCCGCUGAAGUUCUUAUCCAACCCUCCGUAGGUAAAUCUUUAUUGGCGAGUUGCGUGAAGAAAUGAGUUUUAACAAAUACUCCAUAAUCAGGCUCGCAGACUACUUCAGAUUACGACGUGAAACUUCUCGUUAAAGUGAAGAGGACUCAAAAGUCACUAUGACUUCUCAGAAUAGGAUUGUAUUUACUAAAUUACUGUUGUGUUGUUUUGUGGCCGCGGCGUGGGCAAGAUCAUGGGCGAACCACCAUGACACAACAACGUCAACAACCCAUACUACUCCAACUACUAGUCAAUUACCUAAAAACUUCCACAAUGAUCCGCUCAUUGUUGAAACGAAAAGCGGUCUUGUCAAGGGCUACGCCAAAACUGUGAUGGGUAGUGAAGUACAUAUAUUCACAGGUAUUCCCUUCGCUAAACCUCCACUAGGACCCCUGAGGUUUCGGAAACCUGUCCCCAUAGAACCAUGGCAUGGCAUCCUCGAAGCCACGUCCAUGCCAAACAGUUGCUACCAAGAAAGAUAUGAAUAUUUCCCUGGUUUUGAAGGAGAAGAAAUGUGGAAUCCAAAUACUAAUAUCUCGGAAGAUUGUCUGUAUUUAAACAUCUGGGUACCACAGCAUUUGCGAGUACGACAUCAUCAAGACAAGCCUUUGGCUGAAAGGCCCAAUGUACCAAUUCUUGUUUGGAUAUACGGUGGAGGGUACAUGAGUGGUACAGCUACACUUGACCUCUAUAAGGCAGACAUAAUGGCUGCAUCUAGUGAUGUAAUAGUGGCGUCCAUGCAAUAUAGGGUUGGCGCUUUUGGAUUUUUAUAUUUGAACAAAUUCUUUUCCCCCGGUAGCGAAGAAGCCCCAGGGAACAUGGGCUUAUGGGAUCAACAACUGGCUAUUCGUUGGAUCAAAGAUAACGCACAAGCCUUCGGCGGCGAUCCUGAGUUGAUAACGUUGUUCGGGGAAUCCGCUGGCGGCGGAAGCGUAAGUUUACACAUGCUCUCUCCUGAAAUGAAAGGAUUGUUUAAAAGAGGAAUAUUGCAAUCAGGGACCCUGAAUGCACCGUGGAGUUGGAUGACCGGUCAGCGUGCUCAGGAAAUUGGAAAAGUUUUGAUCGACGAUUGCAACUGUAAUAGCAGCCUUUUGGCGGCGGAUCCGAGUCUAGUGAUGGAUUGCAUGCGUGGAGUGGAUGCUAAAACUAUAUCUGUUCAACAAUGGAAUUCAUACACUGGCAUAUUAGGCUUUCCGUCUGCACCUACUGUUGAUGGUAUAUUCCUUCCGAAAGAUCCCGAAACAAUGAUGAAAGAGGGCUAUUUUCAUAAUACCGAAGUGCUGCUGGGAAGCAAUCAAGACGAAGGAACGUACUUUUUGCUGUACGAUUUUCUUGAUUACUUCGAGAAAGAUGGACCCAGUUUUCUUCAACGCGAAAAGUUCUUAGAAAUCAUAGACACAAUUUUCAAAGAGUUCUCAAAGAUAAAACGAGAAGCCAUCGUGUUUCAAUACACCGACUGGGAGGAGAUAACAGAUGGUUAUUUGAACCAAAAGAUGAUUGCAGAUGUUGUUGGCGAUUACUUUUUCGUCUGCCCGACGAAUUAUUUCGCUGAAGUUCUUGCUGAUGCCGAAGUUGAUGUCUACUAUUAUUACUUUACACAUCGUACCAGCACCAGCCUUUGGGGUGAAUGGAUGGGAGUGAUGCAUGGAGAUGAAAUGGAGUAUGUGUUUGGCCAUCCCCUGAACAUGUCCUUGCAGUACCAUACUAGGGAACGAGACCUCGCUGCUCACAUAAUGCAGUCCUUUACAAGAUUUGCGCUUACUGGCAAGCCUCACAAACCGGAUGAGAAGUGGCCACUAUACUCCCGGUCAUCGCCUCAUUACUACACAUAUACGGCUGACGGCCCCAGCGGACCUGCCGCCCCGCGGGGACCACGCGCGUCGGCUUGUGCAUUCUGGAAUGACUUCCUGCUAAAACUUGAUGAGUUGGAGCACGUACCAUGUGAUGGAGCUGUAACAGGGCCGUACAGUAGCGUCGCCGGCACUACUUUACCAAUAGUGCUACUCACAACCCUUGCUACUACCGCGGCCCUCUAAAUUUCCUUAGUCACCAGUAGAAAAUUACACGUAGCGAGGGAGCUUGCUUGAAUAGAUCCAACUAACUAGAUAAGAUAUAUGACACAUUAAACAAAUGACUGUUUUGAAUUAACGUCAUGACACUAUGAUAGCAAAAAAAUCAUUCCUGUACCGGUUUUAAAUCAUUGUAUUAAAAUAACAGUAAAUAGGAAUACUCAUUAUUGAGCGCUGCGUGGAUUUGAUACCAAUCGAUUUGUAUCGUUCCGCAGAGUGAAAUAAAAAAAUCUGUAUCACAUUAAUUUAAUAAAUCGCGUUACUAUGGUAACCGAUGUUAAAUAGUUGGCUGUUUAUUGGUGGAUGGUUGUUUUCUAAUUAGUAUUGUAGUAUAAAUUAAAAGUAUACUAUAAGGGCGAUGUUAAUAACUUAAAACUCACAUUCAAUAAACUUAAGUUGAAAGAAACCAUCGUCCAUAGAACACGUAAAAAAUAUUUUUUAAAUAUAUUUCAUAAUACAUUCCGCUGACAUGUAUAUAGAUUUAAGUAUGAAUUAUUAAAUUCGAUUCGACGAAAUAAUGUGGAGAAGUUUUAGAAAAUGUGUGGGCUUUUGUUAAAGCAUUGCUGUGCUUACACUUCAACUAUCACUAUACAUAUCAAUGUGUGCCUCGGCUUUAAUAGCAAUUGAUACAUAUCGUAAUUGUAGAGGAAUUUUAGAAAUUUGUAUUAAAAAACUAUUAAUAUAGAAUUUAAAAAGUGAGUAAAAUUUUUACUAAUAUACAUCUAUUUAGGAUGCUACAAUUUAAAAGUCUUAUGAAUCCCAAAAUCUUAUGACUUGACAAAUUAAUAGUAUUUUGUAAAUAUAUCUUCUAAUUAGAUCGCUUUCGAUCAUACACUGUCUAUACAUAUCAACACAAAGUGCUAAGAGCUAUGCUAAGUAGACUCAUAAUGAACUUUUUAUAGAAUAUUGCACUUUCUUGCAAGAAUGCUGAAAUAUAAUGUAGUUCUAUCUCUAUUAUGAAAAGCUGAUUUAUGGUAUACAAUAUUAUCAACAUACACACAAUCGUUAAUCGUUAUCUUAAGGUUAAAAAAUAUGUUAAAUAUCAUAUGAAGAUCACAUCACUUAAUUUAGUUAAGAUAAUCAGAACAACUUUUUAACAGCAUGUUUUAACCUUUAGUAUUUUACGAUUUGGUACCAAUUUUAUCUUUUAACUAUAUUUUCAGAAGAUUUCAUUAAAGAUAUAUACUUUUUCUAUCGUUUAGUAAAGUAUAUUGAGAAACCAAAUUAAUUUGGCAUUUGUGUAUUUAGAAAUUCUUAUUUUUUUGUAGGAUACAAACUUAUCGUGUAAAAAUAAUGCUUUAAGUGGGAAAUCAUCUUAUGAAUGUAGUAAAAUUGAACAAAAUAUUUAUAUCUUUAGCGAUAGAUAUAUGUAUACCUAUAUGUACGUCAAUUACUAUCCUUGAAAAAGCUGGGAAUAAUGUAAUAUUUACCGAUUUUGUUAUCCUGUGACAUAAAAAGUUACUUACACCUUCCAGAUUAGGAGUUAUAAAAGUACAUAGUAUUAAACCCAUUCUAAAUAUAUUUACGAUGAAUUUAAGCUGAAAACAGAUUGAAAAUGAAAAAAAAAAAUUCUUGACAAGUAUUAUCUAUUUCAUGUCGUAUGCUGAAAAACUACUUUCAAACCUUGUACGAUAAAUAUACUAUUAGAAAUAUAUCCUCUUCAGAAUUAUAUAAUCACGAACCACUAUAUAAGUAAAUUUUAUUGUUUGAACAAUAAAUAGUAAUUAGAGGACCAUAUUCAACUUAUUUAAUACACUCUUAAUUAGUUAACUUUCAUAACAAUCCCACAGUCAGAUUCACAAGGCAUUUUCUUUUGCGAACUAGCGAACUGUGGCAUCGACCGACGGAAGUCUUCCCUGAGAGAUACGACCUCCGACAAUUCAAAAUUCGAGCGUAAUCCUCCCUUAAAGGCCGGCAUCGCACCCAUUAAAAAUGGGCUAUGGGCUGCGAUGACUUUUUGAGCGUAAUGGCUUGUUUGCCCCCUAUUAUAUAAAAAACACAUUAUCAGAUUUUUUCUGAUUAUGUGUUUUUUUAUAUAUUAAGUAUAUUUAAUUAAGUAUAUUUUAGUUUUACUUCUAAAAGAUCAAACAAUAUAAACGUAGUAAUGUUUUACUUUGCAUACUGACUUUCAGAGUUUCACGAUAAUGAUAAAACAUCUGCUAGCUAUUAGAUGUUUAAUUGAAAUAUAGAUUACAUAACGAUUUAACAUUAUUUAUACUUUCGCAAUAAAUUUUAAUAAUGACGUAAUAGAUUACCAAAUAACUCACAAGCACCAAACGGUUUCUAUAAACGUAGAUAUUUGGAAUAUUAUAAUCUAUAUAAAAAUUCUUUGAAAUGCAACAGUUCGGCACAAAUGCUUUGUUGGGCACACAAAAAUGAAUUGUCUGGGAUAGCUUUAAUUAGUUUAAUAUAAUGAUCUUGUAAAUCAUAGCUAUAUUUUAACUUCUAACGUUUGUAAGUAAUAGGUGGUAGCCGUAUUAAAAUAGGUAUCCUAUUA